Molecule: messenger RNA, 738 nt
Organism: Aspergillus mulundensis
Lineage: Eukaryota; Fungi; Ascomycota; Eurotiomycetes; Eurotiales; Aspergillaceae
Exons: 3
Coding region: 1-738 (245 amino acids)
Source: RefSeq, a predicted model, not a curated record
AUGGACAACGUCGACACUGACUCGGACCUCUCUUUCCACGGCAACGAGUUUACCCCCAUUAACUCUCCCCGUGGUAAGAAGAUGGACGCGUUGAGAGGUAUCGUGAAGAAGGAACACGGGGACGAAGACGAAGAGUCUGUAUCAGCCAUCAAAGAUGAAGAGAGCGAGGAAGAAGCCACUACCCCCGUGAAGGCAACACCCUCGAAGAACAAGAAAGGAACACCCGGCUCAGGCAAACGCAGGGCCGCCGCCCCAGGCACAGAAGAACCCAAGACCCCCAGCAAGAAGUCCAAAAAGAGCACGGACAAUGGCACUCCCGCCUCGGAGAAAGCAUCCUACGCCAAAUUACCUCCAAUCCCGACCUCGCGCGCAGCAGCAGGCGAAUGGGACCUCAUGAUCCUCCGCAUGCGCGACGACGAAAACAAACCCUGGCCGCAGAUCAACAAGGACUUCUUCGAGGCGUCGAAGAUCAAGGUCGGUGGCUCGACGCUUAGAAUGCGCUAUAACACCAUGAAGGCGAACUUCACGGGUGUCACGGAGGAAGAUGGAGCCCGCCUCAUGCGCUUCAAGAAGGAAAUCGAGGAGAAGUUUGAGCAGGAGAAGUGGCAUCGCAUUGUUAACGCCAUUCAAGCUGAUGGCGGGGAUAAGUAUCCUGCUGCCACCUUGCAGAAGAAAUUCAAGGAGCUAAGCAAGAAUGCUGCUGCGUCUGCUCAGGGUGCCGGUGAUGACGAGGAGUGA